Molecule: messenger RNA, 1545 nt
Organism: Erinaceus europaeus (western European hedgehog)
Lineage: Eukaryota; Metazoa; Chordata; Mammalia; Eulipotyphla; Erinaceidae
Product: napsin-A-like
Exons: 9
Coding region: 60-1301 (413 amino acids)
Biological process (GO): proteolysis
Cellular component (GO): lysosome
Molecular function (GO): aspartic-type endopeptidase activity
Source: RefSeq, a predicted model, not a curated record
GGGCGGAGUCUGGGGGAGAGAAGCCAAGAAAAGGGGCUGCAGGACAUGGGGCCUCAGAGAUGUCUCCCCUGCCACCGCUGCUGCUUCUGCUGCUGAGCCUGGAGCCCCUGGGGGCCGCGCUGAUCCGGAUCCCUCUUCGCCGGGCACAAGGAGCCCCGAACCCACUGCGGGAAUGGGGGCAGCCAGGAGAGCCCCCCAGGAUGGGGGCUCCAUCCCCUGGGGACAAGCUCAUCUCGGUGCCUCUCUCCAACUACAUCAACGUCCAGUACUAUGGGGACAUUGGGCUGGGGACGCCCCCACAGAUCUUCUCUGUCGUCUUUGACACGGGCUCCUCCAAUCUCUGGGUGCCGUCCAGGAGAUGCCAUUUCUUCAGCCUGCCCUGCUGGUUCCACCACCGCUUCAACCCCAAAGCUUCCAGCUCCUUCAAGCCCAAUGGAACCAAGUUUGCCAUUCAGUACGGGACCGGGAGGCUGAGUGGCAUCCUGAGUGAGGACAAGCUGACAAUCGGAGGAAUCUCCGGAGCAUCUGUGAUGUUCGGGGAGGCUCUGUGGGAGCCCAGCCUGGUCUUCACUUUUGCCAAAUUUGAUGGAAUAUUGGGCCUCGGUUUCCCCAUUCUGGCCGUGGGAGGAGUCCGGCCCCCGCUGGAUGCCCUGGUGGAUCAGGGACUCCUGGACAAGCCUGUCUUCUCUUUCUACCUCAACAGGGACCCCGAGGCAGCCAGCGGAGGGGAGCUGGUUCUGGGAGGCGUGGACCCCGCGCACUACGUCCCCCCACUCACCUUCCUGCCGGUCACCUUGCCUGCCUACUGGCAGAUCUCCAUGGAGCGGGUGACGGCGGGCCCGGGGCUGACCUUCUGCCCCCACGGCUGCGCUGCCAUCCUGGACACAGGCACAUCCCUCAUCACAGGGCCCAGCGAGGACAUCCGGGCUCUCAACAGAGCCCUUGGGGGCAUCCCCCUGCUGGCUGGAGAGUACCUCAUUGAGUGCUCCUCAGUCCCCAAACUCCCCACCGUCUCCUUCCUCCUGGGGGGGACCUGGUUUAACCUCACAGCCCAAGACUACGUCAUCCAGAUUGUUCGCGGUGGCGUCCGCCUCUGCGUGUCCGGCUUCUUGGCUCUGGACGUGCCCCCGCCGGCAGGGCCCCUCUGGAUCCUCGGGGACGUCUUCCUGGGCGCCUACGUCGCUGUCUUCGACCGCGGGGACCCCAGGGGCGGCGCCCGCGUGGGCCUGGCGCGCGCUCGAGCUCGGGGGGCGGGGGGCGGCUCCGCGCAGGCGCAGUUCCCCGGGGGGCGGCCGGGCUAGGCGCCUGCGCAACGAGAUGGAGGGCAACUCCGGCUACUCAGUAAAGAUCCAGUCUCCCGCAAACUCUCCUCGGCCCUCUUUUAUUUUUAUUUUUAUUUUUAUUUUUAUAAAUCACACACUUCUUAGUGAGAAGCAUGAGGGUUGAACCCUGGAGUCCAGGAAGGAGAGGGUGGCAUUGCUUUCCUGCCGGGUUCAUGCACGCGCGGGGUGCGGUGCUUCUACUACAAAUCCCAUGAAGCCCCUC